AAGCAGCUACAACCAUGGUGUUAAGAAGCAAAUCAGGAGAAUACACAGUAACAAGAGGAGAGCAGCAUGCAGGUGAACAUGGACGAGCUGCUGCAGUGUGUCUGGGGCUGCUGUGUCUUCUCCUCCUGUCUACAGUCAUCGGCCUGGUGGCACACUAUAACAAAUCAGAUUGCAACCUGGCCAGAGAGAGAGAAGAGUUACAGACCAGUCUCAACAGCAUUAGUCAAGAGCGAAAACAGUUACAGACCAGUCUCAACAGCAUGAGUCAAGAGAGGAACCAGUUACAGACCAGUCUCAACAGCAUGAGUCAAGAGAGGAACCAGUUACAGACCAGUCUCAACACACUGUCCAGUGAGAGAGACGAGUUACAGAGCAGGUUCAACAACCUGACUCAAGAGAGGAACCAGUUACAGACCAGUUUCAACAGCAUGACUCAAGAGAGAAACCAGUUACAGACGAUUCUCAACAGCAUGACUCAAGAACGAAACCAAUUACAGACCAGUCUCAGCAGCAUGAGUCAAAAGAGAAACCAGUUAAAGACCAGUCUCAACAGCAUGACUCAAGAGAGGAACCAGUUACAGACCAGUCUCAACAACAUGACUCAAGAGAGAAACCAGUUAAAGACCAGUCUCAGCAGCAUGAGUCAAGAGCAAAACCAAUUACAGACCAGUCUCAACAACAUGACUCAAGAGAGAAACCAGUUACAGACCAGUCUCAACAGCAUGAGUCAAGAGCAAAACCAAUUACAGAACAGUCUCAACAACAUGACUCAAGAGAGAAACCAGUUAAAGACCAGUCUCAGCAGCAUGAGUCAAGAGCAAAACCAAUUACAGACCAGUCUCAACAACAUGACUCAAGAGAGAAACCAGUUACAGACCAGUCUCAACAACAUGACUCAAGAGAGGAACCAGUUAAAGACCAGUCUCAACAGCACGACUCAAGAGAGGAACCAGUUACAGAAGAGUCUCAACAGCACGACUCAAGAGAGGAACCAGUUACAGACCAGUCUCAACAACAUGACUCAAGAGAGAAACCAGUUAAAGAGCAGUCUCAGCAGCAUGAGUCAAGAGCAAAACCAAUUACAGACCAGUCUCAACAACAUGACUCAAGAGAGAAACCAGUUACAGACCAGUCUCAACAGCAUGAGUCAAGAGCAAAACCAAUUACAGACCAGUCUAAACAACAUGACUCAAGAGAGCAACCAGUUAAAGACCAGUCUCAACAGCACGACUCAAGAGAGGAACCAGUUACAGACCAGUCUCAACAACAUGACUCAAGAGAGGAACCAGUUACAGACCAGUCUCAACAUCAUGAGUCAAGAGCAAAACCAAUUACAGACCAGUCUCAACAACAUGACUCAAGAGAGCAACCAGUUAAAGACCAGUCUCAACAGCACGACUCAAGAGAGGAACCAGUUACAGACCAGUCUCAACAACAUGACUCAAGAGAGGAACCAGUUACAGACCAGUCUCAACAUCAUGAGUCAAGAGCAAAACCAAUUACAGACCAGUCUCAACAACAUGACUCAAGAGAGCAACCAGUUAAAGACCAGUCUCAACAGCACGACUCAAGAGAGGAACCAGUUACAGACCAGUCUCAACAACAUGACUCAAGAGAGGAACCAGUUACAGACCAGUCUCAACAUCAUGAGUCAAGAGCAAAACCAAUUACAGACCAGUCUCAACAACAUGACUCAAGAGAGCAACCAGUUAAAGACCAGUCUCAACAGCACGACUCAAGAGAGGAACCAGUUACAGACCAGUCUCAACAACAUGACUCAAGAGAGGAACCAGUUACAGACCAGUCUCAACAUCAUGAGUCAAGAGCAAAACCAAUUACAGACCAGUCUCAACAACAUGACUCAAGAGAGCAACCAGUUAAAGACCAGUCUCAAAGGCACGACUCAAGAGAGGAACCAGUUACAGACCAGUCUCAACAACAUGACUCAAGAGAGAAACCAGUUAAAGAGCAGUCUCAGCAGCAUGAGUCAAGAGCAAAACCAAUUACAGACCAGUCUCAACAACAUGACUCAAGAGAGAAACCAGUUAAAGACCAGUCUCAGCAGCAUGACUCAAGAGAGGAACAAGUUAAAGACCAGUCUCAACAGCACGACUCAAGAGAGGAACCAGUUACAGACCAGUCUCAACAACAUGGCUCAAGAGAGAAACCAGUUAAAGACCAGUCUCAACAGCAUGACUCAAGAGAGGAACCAGUUACAGACCAGUCUCAACAACAUGACUCAAGAGAGAAACCAGUUAAAGACCAAGCUGACACCAUGCCCAGACGGAUGGACCCAUUUCAACAGCAGCUGUUACUUCAACUCUUCAGAAAGUAAAAGCUGGGAUGAGAGCCGGCAGGACUGUCUGAGGAGAGGAGCUGACCUGGUGAUCAUCAACAGCAGAGAAGAAAAUUCAUUUCUGAAGAAGUUUGGUCUCAGAGUCUGGAUUGGUCUGUCUGAUCUGGAAACAGAAGGGGAGUGGAAGUGGGUGGAUGGAUCAAGUCUGAGCUACACGUCCUGGGCAAAAGGUCAGCCUGAUGAUUAUGGUGGAGGAGAAGACUGUGGAGAACUGAGACCAGCAGAAGAUGGAUGGAAUGAUGUGUUUUGUUCUGAUGGUCGGCCUUGGAUUUGUGAAAAGAAAACUCCAGUCCAUCCAGCUGGGAAAUGAACAACAUUUUUUUGUCCUCUUACAUUAUAAAAGAAGAAAGCAAAGAACAUGUAUUAUGCCUAAUUCAAAUGACAUGAAUGAUUUUACUGUGACAGAUUGUCUUGAGAAAAUAAAAUAGUCUGGCUUGGGUGGAUAUUUCUGUUUAGAAUACAUUGCUGUUUCUCUUAAGUAAAUAAAGUUUAUGAAACGUUU
Myripristis murdjan (pinecone soldierfish) is the source of this 2858-nucleotide messenger RNA. Its product is annotated as putative leucine-rich repeat-containing protein DDB_G0290503. Gene Ontology annotation, molecular function: transmembrane signaling receptor activity. The transcript has 8 exons. The record is from RefSeq and is a predicted model, not a curated record. NCBI's taxonomy places the organism in Eukaryota, Metazoa, Chordata, Actinopteri, Holocentriformes, Holocentridae. Gene Ontology annotation, cellular component: plasma membrane. Bases 15 to 2666 code for a protein of 883 amino acids.